Messenger RNA from Alternaria burnsii, 453 nucleotides. RefSeq lists its product as uncharacterized. The transcript has 2 exons. Lineage: Eukaryota; Fungi; Ascomycota; Dothideomycetes; Pleosporales; Pleosporaceae. The coding region runs from base 1 to 453 and encodes 150 amino acids. The record is from RefSeq and is a predicted model, not a curated record.
AUGAUAUCUCACACGAACGAGUCUACAAUUGUCCAGAACUGGAACCGUCGUGUACUUGCAAUAGGUGCGGUGGGCCGAUCAUUGCACUAUUACCGUCUGUGCUUAUCGGCGUGUCCAACCAUUCCGAUACUGCGCGACUUUGAAGAAACUUCACAACCGGCAGCUCUCCGGCUCGAGCGUACUCGUGACAGGCUGCCCCAUUGUCGGUUCCAGCUCCACGAUGCGAUGUCAUCAUACCUCCGUUGCCAGGGCGCUCGUGCGAGAGUGCCUCCUGUCGCCUCCAUGCCUAGGGCGUUCUGGAAAAAACCCUACAAACCCGUCUCCGCAUGCAUUCUGCUAUUUAUACGGUGCAGCCUUCUCCUCAAAGUCCACACUGGUCUCCUCUUCUCCAGCUUCUCUCCAGCUCGGUUUCCUGAGAAGUCUACCCCGCGCUGCAGACCGGCUCAUCUUUGA